Trichomonas vaginalis G3 is the source of this 1824-nucleotide messenger RNA. Its product is annotated as GTPase protein. The record is from RefSeq and is a predicted model, not a curated record. Gene Ontology annotation, biological process: translation. NCBI's taxonomy places the organism in Eukaryota, Parabasalia, Trichomonadida, Trichomonadidae. Gene Ontology annotation, molecular function: GTP binding; GTPase activity. The transcript has a single exon. The coding region runs from base 1 to 1824 and encodes 607 amino acids.
AUGUCUAAAAAGGCUUCGAGAAAACUCCUCUACGAUGCAGAUGAUUUUGACGAUGAUGAAGAUGAGGUACCACGCCCAAAGCGCGGCCUACCUGCACGCUCUCAAACAGUCGCAGAUUUAAAAUCAGCGAGCUCAAUGUAUAAUUACCAGAAUAAUAACGACGAUUACUCCGAUGUUUACGAUGAACCAUAUGGAUAUGAUGGAGAAGAAGAUUUUAAUGAUUAUGAUGAUGACAGUGCUAAGAUUGACGAACUUAUUGCAAAACUCAAGAAAACAUAUGAUAUUUCUAAAUGCGAUAUGGAUGAAAUCUUUCUCGCAUUCAGAAAUCUCGACUACGAUUACAGUGUAGUUUCCAGAAACCUCGAAAAAGGCGAUUAUGGCAAAGCAAUCAAGAAGAAGUCCCAGAAGCACAUUCAGAUUCCAGCGAGCCAAACCCCAUCCAAACUCAUACCACCGAAAGGUAUUGCCAGCACAUUUUCAUGCGCAUCUAUCAAAGAUAUCGAACAACACCUUACAACUAAAGUUACAAAGGACCAAGUCUACAAACAAAUAUCCACAGGCAAGAAGCAUGUUAAUCUUGUCAUCGUGGGCCACGUAGAUGCCGGCAAAUCCACUUUAAUAGGUCAUGUUUUAUUACUUUCGAAUUUUGUCGAGAAACAACGCAUGGACAAGAUCAUGGAAGACUCCAAAGCUACAGGACACGGUCAGGACUACUUGGCGUGGAUCAUGGCUGAAGAUGAAUCAGAAAGAUCUCAUGGAGUCACAAUCGACGUUGCCCUUAACAAUUUCGAGACAGAGGACAGAAAAAUUACGGUUUUGGACGCACCAGGACAUCGUGACUUCGUUCCAAACAUGAUUGCUGGUGCUUCCCAAGCUGAUUCUGCAAUUCUUGUCGUAGAUGUCUCCAAUCCUAACAUAGAACGCGGCCAGGCAGGUGAACAUAUACUUCUGUGCAGGAGUCUUGGCGUUAAACACCUUAUUGUCGCUAUAAAUAAGAUGGAUUCAUUAGAAUACAUGCAAAGCGCUUACGAAGACGUCUGCAAUACUCUCACCGAGCAUCUAAAGAGGAUUUCGUGGUCGGCCGUCCACUUUAUCCCUACAGUUGCCACAGAUAAAUCUGUUUUACUUAAUCCGAAAGAAAAAAUGCCUUGGUACAAAGGUCCGACAAUACUUCAAGCAAUAAACCAAAUUCCACCUUACGAAUACGAUAUAAACGACUCAUUCUUGAUGUGCAUCUCGGAAGCGGUCGAAACAUCAAGGAACUCGAUCACAGUAUCAGGCAGAGUCGAGAGCGGCUACGUGGCCAUCGGAGAUAACGUCAAAGUUCUUCCUGGAGAACAAAUUGUCAGAGUAUGCGAUGUACAGCUGAACGGAGAGCCUGUUGACUUCGCCGCCGCAGGAUAUAUUGCAGACAUUACACUUACGACAUCAAUGAACGUAGAACAAUUCGCAAUCGGCUCAGCAAUUUUCGAUCCAAAGAAAAAGUUACAACUUUCGAACAGAUUUACAGCCCACUUGAGGACAUUCGACAUAAAGAAGCCAAUACUACAGGGAACUCCACUGGUUUUCCACAGACACGCUGUAGAUUUGCCUCUUAAGAUCGAAAGUUUCACAGCUCAGUUGGAUCCGAAGACGAAGAAGACAAUUAAGAAGGGAAUUAAGUUCUGCUUGGCCAGACAGUUCAUUGAAGCCACAUUUUCAAUUGAAUCGCCAAUUCCAAUUGACACAGCUGAAUCUUCAAGAAGUUUCGGUACAUUCAUCGUCAGAACAGGCGGUGAAACAGUUGGCUUCGGAGGAAUUAUCUCGGUUUUGCAGGCAAAGUAA